GCCAGGCCAGGCGGGGCGCCGGAGCUCCCGGGUCCCUGGCUCGAGUCCAGCCCGCGGCCCAGGCCGGGCGGCGGCAGCAGCGGGCGGGGUUCUGGCGGCGCGCGGUUUGGGGGUUUUUUAUAACCCUGGCCGGCGGCUCAGGAAGUGCCUCCCCGCGCCCCCUCCCCCGGCCACGCCGCCGCGCUCGCUCCCUCCCUCCCUUCCUGCGCAGGCCGGCGAGACGGCUGCAGAGACGGGACUGAGGCCCGGGCGGGCUGGCGGCCGGCCGCGGGCUCCAAAGAAGAGGCAGAGGCCCGGAGAGGCUCACACACAGGGGUCUGACACUGCGCCACUAACUGAAGAUCCCAAAAGGAGCCCAGUGAUGCUGCCCAGGCUGUGAACAGGGAAGGCGGCGCUGUGGGGGCUGCCGGCAGCCAGGGCUGGGGAGAGACAUGUGGACACGUGGCCUCUAUGGCUCCCGCCUGCCAGAUCCUCCGCUGGGCCCUCGCCCUGGGGCUGGGCCUUACAUUCGAGGUCACGCACGCUUUCCGGUCUCAAGAUGAAUUCCUGUCCAGUCUGGAGAGCUAUGAGAUCACCUUCCCCACCCGAGUGGACCACAAUGGGGCACUGCUGGCCUUCUCGCCCCCUGCCCCCCGGAGGCAGCGUCGGGGCACAGGGCCUGCAGCAGAGUCCCGCCUCUUCUACAAGGUGGCCGCACCCAGCACCCACUUCCUGCUGAACCUGACCCGCAGCCCCCGCCUUCUGGCAGGGCACGUCUCCGUGGAGUACUGGACACGGGAGGGCCUGGCCUGGCAGAGGGCCGCUCGGCCUCACUGCCUCUACGCUGGCCAUCUGCAGGGCCAGGCUGGCAGCUCUCAUGUGGCCAUCAGCACCUGUGGGGGCCUGCAUGGCCUCAUUGUGGCAGAUGAGGAAGAAUACUUGAUUGAGCCCCUGCAAGGUGGGCCCAAGGGAGGCCGGGGCCCAGAGGAAAGUGGCCCCCAUGUGGUGUACAAGCGCUCCUCCCUGCGUCACCCCUACCUGGACACAGCCUGUGGAGUGAGAGAUGAGAAACCAUGGAAGGGGCGGCCGUGGUGGCUGCGCACCCUGAAGCCGCCACCUGCCAGGCCCCUGGGCAAUGAAACAGAGCGUGUUCAGCCGGGUCUGAAGCGCUCGGUCAGCCGAGAGCGCUAUGUGGAGACCCUGGUGGUGGCUGACAAGAUGAUGGUGGCUUACCACGGGCGCCGAGAUGUGGAACAGUACGUGCUGGCCAUCAUGAACAUUGUUGCCAAACUUUUCCAGGACUCAAGUCUGGGAAACAUCAUUAAUAUCCUGGUAACACGGCUCAUCCUGCUCACAGAGGACCAGCCCACUCUGGAAAUCACCCACCAUGCCGGGAAGUCCCUGGACAGCUUCUGUAAGUGGCAGAAAUCCAUCGUGAACCACAGUGGCCACGGCAAUGCCAUUCCAGAGAACGGUGUAGCCAACCAUGACACAGCAGUGCUCAUCACGCGCUAUGACAUCUGCAUCUACAAGAACAAACCCUGCGGCACACUAGGCUUGGCCCCCGUGGGAGGGAUGUGCGAGCGAGAAAGAAGCUGCAGCAUCAAUGAGGACAUUGGGCUGGCCACGGCGUUCACCAUCGCCCAUGAGAUCGGACACACGUUUGGCAUGAACCAUGAUGGCGUGGGGAAUAGCUGCGGGGCCCGGGGCCAGGACCCAGCAAAGCUCAUGGCAGCCCACAUUACCAUGAAGACCAACCCAUUCGUGUGGUCCUCCUGCAGCCGCGACUAUAUCACCAGCUUUCUGGACUCAGGCCUGGGUCUCUGCCUGAACAACCGGCCCCCCAGACAGGACUUCGUGUACCCAACGGUGGCACCCGGCCAGGCCUAUGAUGCAGAUGAGCAGUGCCGCUUCCAGCAUGGAGUCAAAUCGCGUCAGUGUAAAUACGGGGAGGUCUGCAGCGAGCUGUGGUGUCUGAGCAAGAGCAACCGGUGCAUCACUAACAGCAUCCCGGCCGCCGAGGGCACGCUGUGUCAGACGCACACUAUCGACAAGGGGUGGUGCUACAAGCGGGUGUGCGUCCCCUUCGGGUCACGACCGGAGGGAGUGGAUGGGGCCUGGGGCCCGUGGACCCCGUGGGGUGACUGUAGCCGGACGUGCGGCGGCGGCGUGUCCUCCUCCAGCCGUCACUGCGACAGCCCCAGGCCAACCAUCGGGGGCAAGUAUUGCCUGGGAGAGAGACGGCGGCAUCGCUCUUGCAACACCGACGACUGUCCCCCCGGCUCCCAGGACUUCAGGGAAAUGCAGUGCUCAGAAUUUGACAGUGUCCCCUUCCGUGGAAAAUUCUACACAUGGAAGACAUACCGAGGAGGGGGCGUGAAGGCCUGUUCGCUCACGUGCCUAGCAGAAGGUUUCAACUUCUACACGGAGAGGGCGGCAGCUGUGGUGGACGGGACACCCUGCCGCCCGGACACAGUGGACAUUUGUGUCAGCGGCGAGUGCAAGCAUGUGGGCUGCGACCGGUUCCUGGGCUCCGACCUGCGCGAGGACAAGUGCCGAGUCUGCGGGGGUGAUGGCAGUGCCUGUGAAACCAUCGAGGGGGUCUUCAGCCCAGCCUUGGCUGGAACUGGGUACGAGGAAGUCGUCUGGAUCCCCAAAGGCUCUGUCCACAUUUUCAUCCAGGACCUGAACCUCUCCCUCAGCCAUCUGGGCCUGAAGGGGGACCAGGAGUCCCUACUGCUAGAAGGACUGCCUGGGACCCCCCAGCCCCAUCGCCUGCCCCUAGCUGGGACCACCUUUCAGCUUCGACCGGGGCCAAAUCAGACACAGAGCCUAGAAGCCCUGGGACCCAUUAACACAUCUCUCAUCGUCAUGGUGCUGGCCCGGACAGAGCUGCCUGCCCUCCGCUACCGCUUCAACUCCCCCAUCGCCCGCGAUGCACUGCCCCCCUACUCCUGGCACUACGCACCCUGGACCAAGUGUUCGGCCCAGUGUGCGGGUGGCAGCCAGGUACAGGCCGUGGAGUGUCGCAAUCAGCUGGACAGCUCAGCCGUGGCCCCCCACCACUGCAGCGCCCACAGCAAGCUCCCCAAGAGGCAGCGGGCCUGCAACACGGAGCCCUGCCCACCCGACUGGGUUGUAGGGAACUGGUCACGCUGCAGCCGCAGCUGUGAUGCAGGCGUGCGCAGCCGCUCGGUGGUGUGCCUGCGCCGCAUGUCGGCCGUCGAGGAGAAAGCACUGGAUGACAGCGCGUGCCCGCAGCCACGACCACCGGUCCUGGAGGCCUGCCAAGGCCCCACCUGCCCGCCCGAGUGGGCCGCCCUUGACUGGUCCGAGUGCACCCCCAGCUGCGGGCCAGGCCUCCGCCACCGCAUAGUCCUUUGCAAGAGUGCAGACCAACGCGCCACACUCCCUCCCACGCACUGCCCACCUACCGCCAAGCCGCCAGCCACCAUGCGCUGCAACUUGCGCCGCUGUCCCCCUGCCCGCUGGGUGGCGGGUGAGUGGGGCGAGUGCUCUGCACAGUGCGGCCUUGGACAGCAACAGCGCACUGUGCGCUGCACCAGCCACACAGGCCAGCCAUCCCAUGAGUGUGCUGAGGCGCUGCGGCCACCCACCGUGCAGCAGUGUGAGGCCAAGUGCGACAGCACGCCACCCGGGGAUGGCCCUGAAGAGUGCAAGGAUGUGAACAAGGUCGCCUACUGCCCCCUAGUGCUUAAAUUUCAGUUCUGCAGCCGAGCCUAUUUCCGCCAGAUGUGCUGCAAAACCUGCCAUGGCCGCUAGGGGGCUCGCGGCCCCCUGAGCCACAAGUGGGCACCUGCUUGUGGGGAACCCAGCCUGCAGCUGGCCAGCCUGAAGGAGCCCGCGAGGGCGGGAGCUGGGAGUGAAGGGUGAGAUGGAGCCAAAAGUUAUUUAUUGGAAGCCCCUGCAGGGCCCCUGGCUAGGAGAUGGAGAGGAGCUGGCCACCCCCAGGGCCCCUCCUCAGCCCCACUCCUAGUUCACAGUGAGAGCCCUUCCAGGAUGGGUUGGAGGAGGGAAUAACUGUUCGCCCUAGCGCCCUUUUCACCCACCCCUACGGAGUCCCCCAAACUCCCCCCACCUUUGAUCGGAAUAUGUACUGUGAAGAGUGGGGGUAGGGAGGGGGUCAGCCAGUGCCCUGACCCCAAGCACUGCCCUAUCCCUCCACUCUGAGCUGGAGGGGGUCUAUGUCCGCCGUGGGGGAGGGGAAUUAGCACCACCUCCCUGAAACCCUCCCCCUGACCAGACCAGCUACAGGGAUGGGGCAGAGCUGGGAAUAUCCACCCCAACCUCUGCCUGGCCUGUCCCAGGGGGACCCAGACAUCCAGGCCGCCCCCAUCAUGGUGCUACAGGCUGCCCUGGAGCCCACACACUCUUCACCAGGAAGCCCUACAUCAAUAAAGUUCUAU
Molecule: messenger RNA, 4406 nt
Organism: Hipposideros armiger (great roundleaf bat)
Lineage: Eukaryota; Metazoa; Chordata; Mammalia; Chiroptera; Hipposideridae
Gene: ADAMTS10
Product: ADAM metallopeptidase with thrombospondin type 1 motif 10
Exons: 26
Coding region: 451-3762 (1103 amino acids)
Biological process (GO): extracellular matrix organization; proteolysis
Cellular component (GO): extracellular matrix
Molecular function (GO): metalloendopeptidase activity
Source: RefSeq, a predicted model, not a curated record